Messenger RNA from Vigna unguiculata (cowpea), 1864 nucleotides. Its product is annotated as AAA-ATPase ASD, mitochondrial pseudogene. The record is from RefSeq and is a predicted model, not a curated record. NCBI's taxonomy places the organism in Eukaryota, Viridiplantae, Streptophyta, Magnoliopsida, Fabales, Fabaceae.
ACUCCACAUUGCUUUGGUAGUGUCAUUUGACUCAUUUUGGUUAUAAACACUGGCUGGCCCUUCUAUUCUUUCUCAAUUCUCAUCCCCACCCACUCACUCACUCUCACCACCUUUUAGUUUUUUCUUUCUUUCUUUUGUUUGACACUCACCCUCUGAAAGAGAAGAGAUGAAGAUGAUGAGUGAGAUGUGGACAACAAUGGGGUCAACCUUAGCGAGCUUCAUGUUCUUGUGGACGAUCAUGAGACAGUACUGUCCCUACGGGGUUCAACGAUUCUUGGAGAAGUACACACACAGGAUCAUGAGUUACUUCUCCCCUUACAUUCGAAUCUCCUUCCAUGAGUACAUGGGAGACAGGCUAAAGCGCAGUGAGGCCUAUGGGGCUGUGGAGGCAUAUCUCAGUGCCAACACAUCAAAGAGUGCCAAAAGGCUCAAAGCUGAAAUGGGUAAAGAUAGCAGCAACCUGGUGUUGACCAUGGAUGAGUACGAGAGGGUAACGGAUGAGCACGAGGGUGUGAAAGUUUGGUGGGUGUGUAGCAAAGUGAUGUCACCAACGAGGUCUUCAAUGUCCUAUUAUCCAGAACAGGAGAGAAGGUUCUACAAGCUCACUUUUCACAACAAGUAUAGAGAGGUCAUAACCGAGUCGUAUUUGGAGCAUGUGAUGAGGGAGGGGAAGGAGAUUCGUUUGAGGAACAGGCAGAGGAAGUUGUAUACUAAUAGCCCUGGCUACAAGUGGCCGAGUUACAAGCAAACGAUGUGGAGCCACAUUGUGUUUGAGCACCCUGCUACUUUUGAAACAAUGGCCUUGGAGCCUGAGAAGAAAAAGGAGAUCAUUGAGGAUUUGGUGACUUUCAGCAAGAGCAAGGAUUUCUAUGCAAGGAUUGGGAAGGCAUGGAAGAGAGGGUACCUUCUUCAUGGUCCUCCAGGGACGGGGAAGUCCACUAUGAUUGCUGCAAUGGCGAAUUUGUUGGCCUAUGAUGUGUAUGACUUGGAGCUCACUGCAGUGAAGGACAACACAGAGUUGAGGAAGCUUCUGAUUGAGACAACCAGUAAGUCUAUAAUUGUUAUUGAAGACAUUGAUUGUUCUCUUGAUCUUACAGGGCAGAGGAAGAAGAAGACAGAGAAGUUGUUGUCGGACGAGGAGACUGAUAAGGAUGUUGUUGUCGGAAGGAAAGAGGGGAAGGAAGAAGGAGGGAGUGGCAGCAGAGUCACACUCUCAGGGCUGUUGAAUUUCAUUGAUGGGAUUUGGUCUGCUUGUGGAGGGGAAAGGUUGAUUGUGUUCACAACCAAUUAUGUGGAGAAACUUGAUCCUGCACUCAUUAGAAGGGGGAGAAUGGACAAACACAUUCAACUCUCUUAUUGCACUUUUGAUGGCUUUAAAGUGCUUGCAAAUAAUUACUUGAAGCUACAAACUCAUCCUUUGUUUGACACCAUCAAGAGGCUAAUAGGUGAGGCCAAAAUCACCCCUGCUGAUGUUGCUGAAAACCUCAUGCCCAAGUCCCCAUUGGAUGAUCCUCACAAGUGCCUCUCCAACUUGAUUGAAGCACUUGAGAAAGCUGCAAAAACUGAGGAGCUGGAGCAGAGUUGUGCCAUUCAACAUGAGGAACUUCUUCAACAAAAUGGCUCCAUUAAGGAAAAUGGUGAGUGAGUAGUACUAUGUAUCUAUGUUAGUCAACUCCAUGAGAUGAUUAAAAAGGGAGGGAUUGUAUACUUCAACAACAAAGGGUUUGCUAAAUCCUCCUACUUUUGGGAUUAAUUUUGAACUUGUAUUAGAGAGUAUUGUUAUUGGUAUAGGUCCCUCCCCUGUUGUUGUUUUCUCCCUUGAAAUGCAACAUAAUCAUAAUAUGAAGGCUAUUGUUUCUCAAAA